GAAUUAGAAACUGAGAAUGUCAAGCUUUCAGUUCAUCUCUCGAGGUGUGCCUGUCAAAAGGAGUUUGUGUUGGAUUUUGGGCUUCUGUGUGCUAUGAUUAUGAUACAUAGUUUUCUUGUGCAAAAUUUGGGGAGUGGUCAAACUAGUGCUUUGGACUGCACUCACUCGGUAUUGGAAACAAAGGGGCAAAGAAUUGAUGAAAAUGAUAUUAGAAACAGAUCAGAGGAGCAGAUAUACGUAAAGGAGCUAAUGUUUUGCAUCAUUCCCCUAAGGCGGCUCAUUGCUAUAAAGGUUAUGUAUUUUGGUCAGAGAUUUUAUGGUUUUGCCUCGGAGGCACAGAUGGACUCCACAAUAGAGUUGGAAGUAUUUAAGGCUCUCGAGAAGACAAGGUUAAUAUCGGGUGAUAAGAAGGAACUAAAUUACUCUAGAUGUGGCAGAACGGACAAGGGAGUUUCCUCUGUUGGCCAAGUAAUCUCUCUAUUUCUGCGAUCGAAUGGCAAGCAAACAACAUGGAGCAGUAGAUAUUCUGUACAAUCGUCCGCUGAGGAAUCUUAUGGUGUGCUAUUACUUCUUAUGAUAUUUUUUUUACAUUUCUGUCAAAUCUGUAUAUCUCAUGAAUUUAUUGAAUAUCUUUGCAGGUUCAGUUGUUUAAGCAGGGAAUACAAGUACUUCUUUUGGAGAGAAAAUUUAAACAUUACAUUAAUGGAGAUUGCAGGAAUGAAAUUCAUUGGUGAACAUGAUUUCAGAAACUUUUGUAAGAUGGAUGCGGCUAAUGUCCACAACUAUAGGCGGCAAAUCACAUCAUUUGAAAUUAUACCAUGCAGUGAAAGGUUUGAAGAUGACGAACUUUGGGCAUUGAAAUUCAAAGGCAGCGCUUUUCUAUGGCACCACAUCCGAUGCAUGGCUGCUGUACUAUUUUUGAUUAGCAAAGGUCUCGAAUCUCCAGAUGUGAGCUACUGGGAUAUUGAAAGGACACCUAUAAAACCUAAAUACAGAAUGGCCCCUGAGAUUCCACUGGUUCUAAGGUCUUGCGAAUUUGAAGGUCUCGAGUUUAAAUGUUCAUCAGAUGCUGCCCAAGCUCUUCGGGCUCACUUGGAGAAGGAAUGCCCAAGUUAUAAACUUCAAGCGGCAAUCUUUCACGAAGCCCUGCUAAGUUCUUCUUGUGCCUCGUAUG
Molecule: messenger RNA, 1174 nt
Organism: Striga hermonthica
Lineage: Eukaryota; Viridiplantae; Streptophyta; Magnoliopsida; Lamiales; Orobanchaceae
Source: the annotation of a GenBank genome assembly